UGGGUUGAACAAAAUAAAUUGUUUUUAUCUUAUGAAUUAUUCCUUAAUCAUAGGCAUACAUUAUUAGAAUAAUACACCCUUUCAUCGUAAUCUCAAUCUCUUUCAAGAUUAUGUACGCACAGCCUUGCCUUAUGCGUGCUCUGUAUCUAUAUGUGUGUGUAUAUAUAUAAUCCCAUCCCAGCUGUCCACCCUCAUCGCCCCUCUCUCUCUCUUUCACUGAACACUUUUCUCUGCAGUAGCAGCGGCGCCUUUUUUGCGAUCCCAAUUUCUGUUCACCACAUUUUAUUAUUAUUAUUAUUAUUAUCAAUUUUUAAUUUAUAAUUUAUAAUUUGUUUUAGUAGCUUCCUUGUUUCGUUGCUAUUAAAUCUCUCAUUCAUUACCCGUGUCGAAGGUAUCGCCUUGUGUUUCUCUCCGACCACCACCACCACCUAUUUUCUAUACAAAACACAGCGAGCUCCAUUACUGAUUCCCAAAGUUCUAUUCUUUCUUUCUUGCUGAUUUUUGGAGUAAGCUCUUUUUUUUUUUUGGUUGGAGGCUCUCUAGGCUUUAUGCAAGUGUGCUGUGAUCCUUAAUUCUGAUUGAUUUCGUUCAAAUCAAGCGUCUUAAUAGAUAGAAAGGGCGCACUGCUUUUUGUCAAAGAUCUGAACUUUUUGGCUCCCUACUCUGUAACCGUUUUUAGCUUUCUGCACAUUGUUAUUAUUUAAAGGAUAAGGGUAUAUACAUAAAUCUAUACAUGUUCUAGAGGGGCCCUUUUAAUGUUUUUAAGGAUAAGGGUAGUUGAAAUGUGAAUAUAUGAAUUAAUUUACCCAUUAAAGUGAUUUGAUGCUCAAAAGGGGUAAUUGAGAUUGAUCAUUCUUUAGAAGAUUCAUGAUGGAAUGUCAAUUGAUUUAUUCUUGCCGAGAUUAUCAUCCAUUGAUCGAGGAGUGGAUUUUGUAGCUUGAUUAGAGAGAUUGAUUUCAGUCGAAAGCCCUUUGAGAGGGAUAUAUUUGUGAUUGGGAAUUCAAAACGGAUCCAAAUACGGAGAAUAGGGGGUGUGACUGUGUGGGUGGUCUGGAGUGCAUAUUUAAUAUAAUCAGGGCCCUAAGAAUGGGUUCCUGCCUAUCCUGUGAAAGCAGUAGGAGCCCUAGGGCAGGUUCUCCAAUGGGGGUCCGAAAGAGGAAGGGGGGGUCGAAAAGGAGAAUGGGGUCUCGUAAUUCUUCCUUUGACUAUAGGAGUGAGGAACAGUUGCAUAGGACACCUGGCAGGAUGUUCUUGAACGGUUCGAGCGAUACUGCUUCACUCUUUACACAGCAGGGGAGGAAAGGAACUAAUCAAGAUGCCAUGAUUGUUUGGGAGAACUUCGGUUCAAGAACAGACACAGUCUUCUGUGGGGUUUUUGACGGGCAUGGUCCUUACGGGCACAUGGUUGCAAAACGAGUUAGAGAUUGUCUUCCACUAAAGCUAAGCUCACACUGGGAAGUCAAUAUAAAGAACGACGAGAUUCUUAGGGAUGUCAGUUUAAAUACCUCAAGCAGUAGGUGCUCCGAAGAUGCUUCCUUCUUCUCUGCCGAUACUGAAGUUGCUAGAGCUUCCAUUGACGAGCAACCAGAGGUGUUCCAUACUUUGAAGGAAUCUUUUCUCAAGGCUUAUAAAGUCAUGGACAGAGAAUUGAAAAUGUACGCAAAUAUCGAUUGCUUCUGUAGUGGAACUACAGCUGUCACUAUGGUGAAACAGGGUCAAGAUCUUAUAAUUGGAAAUGUUGGGGACUCGAGAGCUGUGUUGGCUACAAGAGAUGAAAAUAAUUUGCUUACGGCGGUUCAGUUGACUGUUGACCUCAAACCUAAUCUUCCAGGUAUGGGUUUUUUUUUCGUUUGUUUUUUUUUUUUUGGGGACAAUUUACUAAUCGCCUCUUGUGUUGCAGGGGAAGCAGAGAGGAUUCGGAAAUGUAAAGGACGUGUUUUUGCGCUGCAUGACGAACCGGAGGUUGCACGAGUGUGGCUGCCAAACAAUGACUCACCGGGGCUAGCUAUGGCUCGUGCGUUUGGUGAUUUCUGUCUAAAGGACUUUGGUCUUAUCUCUGUGCCCGAAGUUUCGUAUAGACGCAUCACUGAUAAGGAUGAGUUCAUUGUCUUAGCCACAGAUGGGAUUUGGGACGUGCUGUCGAACAAGGAAGUAGUGGACAUAGUGGAAUCUUGCUCGACACGUUCUAGUGCAGCUAAAAGCCUAGUGGAGUGUGCGGUGAGGGGUUGGAGGUCAAAAUAUCCGACUUCAAAAGUGGACGACUGUGCUGUGGUUUGCCUUUUCCUAGGAGCAGACGAGACUAGUUGUGCUUCGACGAUAAAAUCCAAACAAAGUAUUAUACCGGAAGAUGCGACGGGAGAAAAAGAUGAAUGUCCAGGUCCGACUGGACUGAAGCGUUCUGGGACGGUGAGAAACGAGGAAAAUGAGGUGGUUGGAGAAGAAGAGGAUGGGGAUAUUGAAGAAGAUGAUGAAAGAAGGAGUAUUGGAAUUGGACAAGAGUGGUCAGCACUUGAAGGAGUAUCUAGAGUGAAUACACUUCUUACAUUGCCGAGGUAUGUACCGGGUAAAGAAGACGACGUUGAGGCCAAGAAGGGUAAAAAAUGACAGACGAUCAUCAUCAUCAUCAAACUAUUUAUUUGUUUAUUUAUAUAUAUGUUUAAUUCCUUGUACUGAUUUGUUUUUUGUAGAAUGAUAAUUGGUUAUGGUAGUUGUGGGGAUGAUGAGGUGGACCCAACGGCCGGAUAAUAUUAGAUUUCCAGGAGAGCCAUCCCCUUUCUCUCUCUCUUUGUCUGUUUAUGUUUGUGUUGUGUCUCUCUCAUAUAUAUUAUAAGAAUGGAGUUUUUUUGUUUUGUAUCAUCAA
Messenger RNA from Erythranthe guttata (spotted monkey flower), 2860 nucleotides. Lineage: Eukaryota; Viridiplantae; Streptophyta; Magnoliopsida; Lamiales; Phrymaceae. The record is from RefSeq and is a predicted model, not a curated record.